AUGGAGGGACAGAAGACAUCAUGCCGUCUACCGGACACCGUUGUCCCCGUCAAGUACACCCUCAGAUACCACGAUCUGGAUCUCGACCGUUGCACCUUCGCCGGCAGUGUUGCAAUCGAUUGCGAGGUCAAGUCGGAAGUGAAAACGGUGGAGCUGCACGCCCUUGAGCUCUGGGUCACUUCGGCGGAGGCUGUGAUGGAUGAUGGAGGUGGUGGUGGCAAAGCCGGCGGCGGCCAGAAAAAGUUGUCGACGGUGAGGACUGAGUACGAUUCGAAGGCCCAGACCGUGACCCUCUGCUUCGUGGAGGCUCUCCCGGUGGGCGGCGUCAAGCUCGAGCUGAGCUUCGAGGGGAGCAUCAACGACAAGCUGGCCGGCCUCUAUCGGUCCAAGUACACCGGCCCCGAUGGAGAGACCAAGACCAUGGCCGUCACGCAGUUCGAGGCCACCGACGCUAGGAGAGCUUUCCCGUGCUGGGACGAGCCCGCCAUCAAGGCCAGGUUCGAGCUGGAGGUGCUGGCCCCCCUCGACCGUCGAGUGGUGAGCAACACCCCUGUCAUGAUGUCCAACGAGGAGACCGCGGAGCUCCCUUCGGGCAGGAAGGAGCGGCGCCGCAGGUGGAGGUUCGCGGAGACGCCCGUCAUGUCCACCUACCUCCUGGCGCUGGUGAUCGGGGAGUUCGAUUUUGUGUCGGCGUACAACGCGUCCGGGGUGUUGACGACCGUGUACACGCCGGUUGGAAAGGCGGAGCAGGGGCGAUUCGCUCUGCAUGUGGCGUCGAAGGCGCUAGAGUACUACGCGGAGACGGUGUUCAAGGUGCCCUACCCUCUUCAGAAGAGUGACCUUCUCGCCAUCCCAGAUUUCGCGGCGGGGGCCAUGGAGAACUGGGGCUGCGUGACCUACCGGGAGGCCCGUCUGCUGGUACACGAGGCCACCUCCUCCACCGCCACAAAGAAGGCCAUCGCCCGGACCGUGUGCCACGAGCUGGCACACCAGUGGUUCGGAAACCUGGUCACCAUGGAGUGGUGGGACGCUCUCUGGCUCAACGAGGGCUUCGCGAGGUACAUGGAGUUCGUGGCGGUGGACCACAUCUUUCCCGAGUGGGACAUCUGGUCAGCCUUGCGUCGUGCCGAGCUUGGGCGGCUGGCCUCGACUUUUCCCAGCACGUCGCAUGCCCGUGCCGCCAUGGCGCUGGACUCCCUCGUCGCUUCGCACCCCAUCGAAGUCAAGUCAGCCGUCAUGAUAGAAGAGCAGGUCGACAACCCGGAUCAGAUCAACGAGAUCUUCGAUGCGAUCUCGUACGCGAAGGGCGCCAGCGUCAUCCGUAUGCUCGCGGGACACCUGGGCGUCGCGGAGUUCAUGCGAGGCAUCCACGACUACCUGGUCAAGCACAGCUACGGCAACGCACGCUCGGACGACCUCUGGGCGGCCCUGGGGAACGUUACCGGCAAGGACGUCGGCGCCCUCAUGGACACGUGGACCCGGAAGGUGGGGUACCCGGUUCUCACCCUCGCGGAGGACGGCAGCACCUCCCAGGCGCGCUUCCUCGCGAUGGCAGAAGACCCCGCCACCGCCACCGCCGCAUCCGCGAAGGGGGAUGAUGGGGGACAGGGGACGGUCUGGCGCAUCCCCGCCAGGGUGGUGUGGGAGGGCGCGGGCGAGGGGGAGGAACUGGUAGUGAUGCUGGAAGGAGAGUCGGGGGCUGAGGGAGGGCGGAAGCUCAAGGAGAAGGUGCAAGAGCUUCAGGCGGCGGGGAAGUGGUUCAAGAUAAACGCCGGGCAACGCGGGUUCUUCAAAGUGAACUACAACGAAGGGGGCUGGACAAACCUCAGCAGGGCCAUGCAAACGAGAGCCAUAUCCCCGGCGGACCGCGCGGGAGCGGUGUCGGACGCCUUCUCCCUCGCGGCGGCCGGCCGCGCGUCGACGGGCGUGGCCCUGGGCCUGGCGUCCAAGCUCAGGGACGACCCGGACAGCCUGGUGCGGCAGACGGUGGUGUCCAGCCUCUUGGACCUCAUCUCGCUCUACUCGGAGGAAACGUUCUUCGGAAAGUUCCAGGAGCUGGUCCGGUCGAUCUGCCUGCCCAUGUGGGAGUCCAUCACCUGGACGGCGGCCGAGGGCGAGCCACAGCGAGUUGCGACGCUGCGGCCGCUGCUGCUCCGGACGCUCCACCUGUCGGGGUCGGUGGAGGUGGACGAGGAAGCGCUCAGGAGGUUCGACGCCUACGUGAACGACAGAGCCGGGAGCGCUCCGCCGGCUGACCUCCGGUACGUGAUCCUGGCGACCGCGGUGGGUGUAAGGGGAGACUCGGCAUUCCGGCAGGUGAUCGAGAUCUACAGGACGAGUGACUCGGGAGAGGAGAAGCGCCAGUGCCUCAGCGCCAUCGGGAAGGCCAGGGACGCCGCCCUGCUGUCCGAAGCCAUGGGCUUUAUCCUCGACUCGGGAGAGGUACGUCUGCAGGACGCCGGGCUGUCCCUGGCGUCUUUGGCGACCUCCGCGCUUGGCUCCAAGCUGGUGUGGACGGCCUUCCGUGAGCGCUACGUCGAGCUACACGAUCGUUUCUCGGACACAGGUUUCAUCUGGCCUAUGCUUGUCGGCAGUGCCGUUAUGGGACCACGGACCCCGGAACACCUCACGGAGCUCGAGGCUUUCUUCAAUGACGCGCCAAAGCCCGUUGGUGCCGGCGAGAGGAAGUGGCUUCAGAACUUCGAGAAGCUGCGCGUGCAGGUGGCCCAGCUGGCGAGGGACCGCAACACCGUCCCCCAGGCUCUGAGGUGA
This is a messenger RNA of Ectocarpus siliculosus, 2772 nucleotides long. NCBI's taxonomy places the organism in Eukaryota, Phaeophyceae, Ectocarpales, Ectocarpaceae. The record is from the annotation of a GenBank genome assembly.